Messenger RNA from Malassezia restricta, 1779 nucleotides. Its product is annotated as methylenetetrahydrofolate reductase (NADPH). Gene Ontology annotation, cellular component: cytosol. NCBI's taxonomy places the organism in Eukaryota, Fungi, Basidiomycota, Malasseziomycetes, Malasseziales, Malasseziaceae. Gene Ontology annotation, biological process: tetrahydrofolate interconversion. The transcript has a single exon. Gene Ontology annotation, molecular function: methylenetetrahydrofolate reductase [NAD(P)H] activity; FAD binding. The record is from RefSeq and is a predicted model, not a curated record. Bases 1 to 1779 code for a protein of 592 amino acids.
AUGAAGGGCGACGACAGCAGCAAGAUCACCCACAAGAUCGCCCGGGCGAAGCGCGAGGGCCGCGUAUGGUGGAGCUUUGAGUACUUCCCGCCGCGCACGCCGCAGGGCAUGCAGAAUUUGUAUGACCGUAUCGAGCGCAUGAGUCAGCUGGGCCCCGAGUUUGUGGACAUUACGUGGAAUGCCGGGGGCCGGACGUCGGAUAUGACGACGCAGCUGGUCAAGACGGUGCAUGCGUACUUUGGUGUCGAGACGUGCAUGCAUCUGACGUGCACCAACAUGCCGCGCAGCAAGAUUGAGGUCGCGCUGCGCGAGGCCAAGGAGUUCGGAUGCCGCAAUGUCCUGGCGCUCCGUGGCGAUCCGCCUGCGUGUGGCUCGCCAUGGGAGCCGCACGCUGCGGGCUUCUCUCAUGCGUACGAGCUCGUCCAGUACAUCCGCGAGCACUACGGCGACUACUUCACGAUCGCCGUCGCUGGCUUUCCCGAGGGACACCCCGAGGCGACGGGCGGCCCUGACGUCGAGAUGCAGCACCUCAAGCAAAAGAUCGACGCGGGCGCCGACUUUAUCUUUACGCAGAUGUUCUACGACCUGGAUGCGUUUGUCGGCUGGUCGCGCCGCGUGCGUGCGACCGGCAUUACCGUGCCGAUCGUCCCGGGCGUGAUGCCGAUCCAAAACUACGGGCAGUUUACGCGUGCCGUCGCACGCUUCCAGGCGUUUGUCCCGCCGCACUUCCACGAGGCACUCGACCCCGUCAAGGACGACGACGAGCAGGUCCGCGUCGUCGGCACGCGCCUCGUCGGCGACAUGUGCCGGCAGAUGCUGGCCCAUCCUGACCUCGACGUGCAUGGCCUGCAUAUCUACACGAUGAACCUCGAGCGCGGCAGCCGCAUGCUCCUCGAGUACCUCGGCCUCACGCCGAGCGUCAACCAGCUCAACCCGCUGCCGUGGCGCCCGAGCCUGACGCCCAAGCGCCGCGACGAAAACAUCCGCCCGAUCUUUUGGGCGAAUCGGGCCAAGAGCUAUGUGAACCGCACCGACGGCUGGGACGAGUAUCCCAACGGCCGCUGGGGCGACGCGCGCUCGCCCGCGUUUGGCGAUCUCGGCACCAUGGAGCCGAAUCUGCCCGUCACGCAGGACGAGGCACGCGCCCUGUGGGGCACGCCGACCAGCGUCGAGGACCUCCAGCGCCUGUUUGUGCGCUUCUGCGCCGGCGAGCUCGCGAGUCUGCCGUGGAGCGAUGCACCGAUCGCCAAGGAGACCAAGACGAUCGACCAGCUGCUCGUGCAGCUGAACGAGCGCGGCUUCCUGACGAUCAACUCGCAGCCGGCCGUCGACGGCGCUCCCAGCACGGACCCCGUCCAUGGCUGGGGCCCGCCGCACGGCUAUGUGUACCAAAAGGCGUACCUCGAGUUCUUUGUGUCGACGCACAAGCUCGACGAGCUCAUCGCGCGCAUCGAGGCUCACCCGCAGAUCACGUACCACGCCGUCAAUGCCCAGGGCGACAUGCGCACCAACACGACGUCGGACGCGCCGAACGCCGUGACGUGGGGCUGCUUCCCCCACUGCGAGAUUUUGCAGCCGACGAUCGUCGAGAGCAUGUCGUUCCUCGCGUGGAAGGACGAGGCCUUCCAGAUCGGCCGCUGCUGGGCCGCACAGUACGAGCCCGACUCGCCGACGCGCCGCCUCCUCGAGCAUGUGUUUGAUACCUACUUCCUCGUCAACGUCGUGCACAACGACUUUAAGCGGCCACACGCUAUUUUUGAGCCCUUCCUGACGGCCUAA